AUGUUCGUCCCUCGCAUCACCGACGAGAUGCGGGACUACAUGUUUGCCAAUUGGCCCGAGGAGAAGCUUCAGUCCAUGGCUGAUGACGCUUAUUUGACCGUACCUGAGCUGAAGGAGAACCUGCUGGAGUGGGCUGCCCUUAACGACAUAGACACCCUCGACAGCUUCCUCGUGGGCUACGGCAAGAACAGAAACAACGUUGACGGCGUCUCUCAGUUGGACGGUACCCCGAUGGAGUGCGACGCCUUCACUGUUGAGCCUCAGACCCCUACCAUGACUUCUCCGAUUUCACAGAGCAGCGGCAGCUGUGGAUCUGUCUUCGACUCUAGAGCGUCCAUUUUCACUACGCCGUCAUCUCCAUUCACCCCUGCGAAAGUGAAGAUCGACGACAAUGGUUCGCCAUUGAAGCGGCGCAAUACAAAGUAUGCCCAGCUGUACCAGACAGACGGUGCCAGAAACGACUUUGUCCAAACUCUCGACUGCUACACAUCGGCAAUUGAUGCAAACGGCCAGCCCAUCGCUCGCAUAUUCGACCCAGAGAAGAGCAUCAAGCACCGAUCUGUCCCAAUGGAUGUUCGAGUGGCGUACAACCCCGACAAGAACGUUUUGAACCUCCAAGGUGUCGAACCCUCUACCGGAAAUCUGCAAGCUGAUCCUCACACGCUUGUCCUUUCCAUAGAAGGUGUCGUCUACGAGGAUGACGACGGACAAGCAGGAGCUGCCGUGUUCUUCCACCCUGUGUCGCCCUGGAACACCGUGACCUGCGUCAAGAAGACCAAAGACAACGCGAAGCUCGAGGCUCUCUACAUUGCCCUCAACAUGAUUAGCUUCACUGCAGCCAACGACCCAAGCCUGAAGGCAGUUUACAUCACGUGUACCGGCAGGGAGUUCUGUCUCGCAAACACGACGGGCGACUACGGCCUGGCCGAUCGCCAAGCCGUUGGCGAGUGGCUCCAGGGAGCCGACAAGACUACACUGGCGGAGAUCAACGAGCUUUGGACGGACAUCACGAAGGGCACCAACGGUCACCGUGCUGUAGACGUGCGCCUCUGGUGUGUUUCGGAGGAGGUGAUACGCCCAGUCACAGAGGUAGCAACAGCCUACCUGUACAAGCAGCAUGGCCGCGAUUGGUACGCGGAGAACGGGAAGGCACGCGAACACUUCGUGGUGGACAGCCCCAACACCCCAGCCUACCAGCGGGACUACUCGAUCGUUGCCCCACAGUACAUUGUCGACCAGGGAUCACAGGCAGCCACGAAGUGGACGGCCGAGGCGAAUGCGAGGUUCAAGCAGUCUGUCCUGCACAAGCUGGUGGCGUCCAACGGCUGCCGUCAACUUAACGACCAGCUACGAGAUAGCAAGGAGCUGAUAAGCACUGAGCGAUUCCUCGACACUUACGCCUAUGCGACGAAGUACAUGGCGGAGGACCCACAGAAGCACAUCGACCAGUUUGUGGCAGAGCAGCGGGCCAUUCGGCAGAGCAGUCAGUUCCGGGACCGACAGAUGACCAACGGCGGUACUGGUCACGGCGAGGGUGAUGAGACCGGAGGUGAGGAUCAGAAGCUGGUCCGGCAGGUUCUCGACAUGGACUGGGAGUAG
Diaporthe citri is the source of this 1599-nucleotide messenger RNA. RefSeq lists its product as uncharacterized. NCBI's taxonomy places the organism in Eukaryota, Fungi, Ascomycota, Sordariomycetes, Diaporthales, Diaporthaceae. Bases 1 to 1599 code for a protein of 532 amino acids. The record is from RefSeq and is a predicted model, not a curated record. The transcript has a single exon.